UCUAAAAAAAACAACAAAAAAAACGAUCCAAUUAAAAAAAAAUUAAAUCUGCAAAAAUACUCAUGCAAUGCUUUCAUCCGUAGCCUUUCCACUGAACGCAAGAAAAAAAACUACAAGAAAAAGACGAGUUUUUACAUUUCGACUUUAAACUUUUUUAGACAUUAAGUUAAUUUGACAAUCACAUGAUUUCUGAUGAUGAUCGUGUAUGCACUUGGGAGUUGCACCGUUCUCGAUGAGUGCCAGUUGAUCCCCUCCUUCAGAAAUAAAUGCAGUUACAAUAAUACUGGGCAGGCUCCUCACCCUGGCACUUAACUUAGAUUAGUGACUAAAAUGGACGCUGAACGGCAGGCUGCUCGGGCGUUCGGGGUGCCCCGCCCCGAAAAGAGGCGAGCCACACCCCACCUCCGGUCGCUCUCCUCCUACUCGCGCCGGAUCGUGUGCGAGAGCGCGGACGGCUGGCCCAGCUUCAGCCGCAGCCUGCAGGCCCCCUUCUGCAACAUGAAGAUCAAGAUCGUCAACAGCCGGCCGCCGCCGCCGCCGCCGCUUAGCGGUAAGAGGCGCCUGGACGACUCGGCCCUGGAGGAGGGCGGCAGCACCCCCCCGAGGAAGCGUUUGGCUGUGAGCGCCUCCACCCCGGGCCUGGGGGGCGCCCCGGACGCCCGCGGGGGACCUUUGGGCAGAAGCCAGGCCCCCCCCUGGUCCCCCGUUAAAGCCCUGGAAGCCCGGAGUCUGAGCAUGAUCAGGAAGGCGGUCGGGGGCGUGGCGUCGGGGCGAGCCGCGCCUCGCUCGCGGCCGGACCCCGUCACCGCGGGCGGGGGUGUUCCGUGCGCGCCGUCCCGCGGCGAAGCCGGGUCCGAGGGAGCCCCGCCCCGGAACGCCCUCCCCCGUCCCGAGAGCCCCGUCCCGAGCCCGGACCCGGGCGUCCCGCGGGCGGCGGGCGAGGUGGACGCGGACCACGCCUUCGACUUCGACAUCGAGGACAUCCUGUCCCUCAGCCCCAUAUGCAGCGGGGCCAGCGACGACAGCGAGGGCAUCGAGGCCUUCAUCGAGAGCUGCCACAGCUUCUACGAGAGCAGCCACGCCCAGAGCCACGCCCAUAGCCCUGCUGACCACGCCCAUAGCCCUGCUGGCCACGCCCAAGGCCCUGCUGACCACACCCAUAGCCCUGCUGUCCACGCCCACAGCCCUGCUGUCCACACCCACAGCCCUGAUGGCCACACCCACAGCCCUGUUGGCCAUGCCCAAGGCCCUGAUGGCCAUGCCCAUAGCCCUGCAGGGAGGGGCGGGGGUGGGCGGAAGGAGCCGCUCUCCUUAGACGAGGGCUACUUCUCGCGGUCGUACCGCGAGGCGCUGAGGAGAAGGCCCGGGGGCGUCGGGCAGCGCCUGGAGGUCAGCCCCCUGCAGCGCAGCUCGCUGGCCCUGGGGGCGGGGCCGCCGUCGUCCAGUCAUGAGCAGGUGGCUGUGUUCGGGGGCGGGGCCUUGCCAAGCCCCGCUCUGUGCAGAAACCUGCUGUCGUCUCUGGACGACGCGGCCCAGCCGGGGGCCGCCCGGGCGCUGCAGGGGGUGGAGGGUGUCGGGGAGGGGGCGGGGUUUAGCGUGGGGGCCCCCCUGUUCGAGUCCUGGCUGAGGCGGGGCUCUUUUUCGGAGGGGAACCGCGAGGCUGGGGGGCGGGGCAUGACGGUGAAGGUGGAGCUGGCCGAGCGGACCUGGCCGUCUCCCUGCAAGGAGAACACAGGGUCCCCGGGGGACAAGGGGGAGCCCUCCAACAGCGCUCAGCUGUCACCUGUCCAGGUGAGAUCGGUGGUGGUGGUUCCGCAGAAGAGGGCGGAUCAAGACGACGCCAAACCGGGGCGCGAGCAUCUCAGGAGGCCGGUGGUGUAUGACAGGGAGGCAGACUGGGAGCGUGAGAAGGAGCUGUACGUGGCUGCGGUCACCAGCCACAUGGCUGACAGCACCCCCUGUGGAGGAGGAGUGAUGACGGAGCUCGUCAACCUCAUGAAGACGGUCGCCAGGCAGGGGGUGGGCAACGGCAACGAGCCAUGGCAACACCCGUCUGACCUCACACGCAGAAACUACGGGGGCGGCGCCGGAAAGGCCCGGAUCUCUCUGGACGAAUGGCAGCAGCGGAACCGGACGACUCACUGCCGAUUCGCCGACGUGCCCCCCGAAUUCCAGCGGACCCCCGUCCCGCAAUCUCAUAGCGCCUGAGCCAAAAAAUCCCGAGGGGUUGGGGGGGGGGCUCUGACUGCACUGGAACCCCCCCCUCCCCAGGGGGUGAGCACGUCGCUUAGCACUUACGACGUCACCACGGUUACCAGACUUCGGGUUUAUUGUUUCCCUUUCCCACGAUUUGGGCUGCACUGGGAGGGACUCGUUCUGUCUCUCUCCUUCCUGGGUUGACAUGGCGACGUGACCAGAGUACUUAAUUCUAUAUAUUUUUUUUUGUAUUUUAACCCAGUGUGUGAACUUAAUUGUGUGUUGUUUUGUUUACAUAUUAAUAAUCAUUUUGUUUGAGGGUUUCGUCUGUUCGUUUUCGUCAGAUCAAGAUUUUAGAUUAGAUUCGCUUGAAGUGCAGGGAGUAGCAGUUGACUGUUGAACCGUGUGGCAGUUUUUGUGUGGUGUUUUUUGUUUUAUUUCAUUCCAAAUCUAACAACUAACCAAAUCGGAUUGUGAUUUUAAUUGUGGUUUAUAUUGGUUAACAUUUAUAUGUGUAUAUACAUUUUAAAAAUGUUUUUUCUUUUUUUAAGAAAACCUCUGCCGUGUUUAUAGUUUAUAUCGUUGGGCAGUACAGCCUUUAAAGCUGUUCCGACAACGUUGCCUUGGCAACGCUGUGCAGCGGAAGAGCGGGGUUUUUUUGAGGAGACCGUGGUCGCAUCGCGGACGGCCCUAAAAUGCCGCAUCCGCUGUGGUCUCGUUCGCACCUCAGACCGCGGGACCUCGACCCGUUUUUUACGAAGGGCGUGGCGGGGGGCCUCGCCCUGUUCCGGCAGGUUCCGCGCCCUGCUUACGUUCCGGGGAGUUUCUGUGUUUCUGGUUCUGCUGCUGAAAACGGGGAAAACGGGGGGAAAUCCAGAAAGAAAAAAGGAUGAAAGAGAAAGAAAGGGGGGGGGGGGAGGAAAAGCACACCUUCAGGCCCUGCAGUGUUUUAACGGGCACUUCAGUUCGUUUUCUGCUUUUUAUUCGCACAUUUUUGACGGAACAAUAAAAAGAAGGUUUUGCACAUCUGUGGUGUGUUGG
Anguilla rostrata (American eel) is the source of this 3237-nucleotide messenger RNA. RefSeq lists its product as uncharacterized. Gene Ontology annotation, molecular function: calcium-dependent protein binding. The transcript is spliced from 6 exons. The record is from RefSeq and is a predicted model, not a curated record. Bases 331 to 2208 code for a protein of 625 amino acids. NCBI's taxonomy places the organism in Eukaryota, Metazoa, Chordata, Actinopteri, Anguilliformes, Anguillidae.